UCCUCGGGAAUCUGACUCGAAACGGACGUUUUCGUUAAUCGAUUGUGAAAUUAAUACGUAUUUAAUGUUUUCCAUAGUUGGUUGGUGGUUUUGCAGAGAAUAAAAUUAAUCGAAUUCAUGAAUGUCUGUGUAGGCAAUCAUCUCUGGAGGACUCUGUUGACAAAAUGGGGGCAUAAAUUGUGCAAUGCGCGGUUAUAAAACAUUGUUUGAAAAACAAAUUCCCCAGAGUGGACGAAGGAACGCUCUGGCAAAAAGCUGUUUAAGUCAAAAACAAUCCUUGUGUCUGCACUGUGGAGUGACGGCGUUGAACACCUACCAAAGUAUAGGCCUCUUCAAGGCGGGAAUCAUUAAUGAGAUUAUCUAAUCCUUCGAUGGAUGGUAAGAGACGCCUAAAUCAUCGAUAAAUUGAUUUAUUGAUUCAGAAAACAAAUUCAACGUUACAUAAACACUCAAAUGCAGCCAGCAGCACGGCUUCACCGAAUGUCAUAUAUGGGGGAACAACAACAUUCUGGCUGAGGUAGUUUUCCUCCAAGUCCAAUUAUUCCAUACACACGACGACGCGACGCUGGGCUGAGUCGGAUGCAAAUCCAAUCCACCCUUGGAACAACAAAAACAACAACAACAGUCGGUCUGUGGUUGAAGCACUAAAGUAAGAGAAUUUGCUAGUAGCAAGCGCCUACUGACUAGCUGAUGUAGAACUUCCCUUAGCACUGGGUACUAGUAGGAAUCGGACCGUCGAAGCAGGCGGAUCGUAUGCGUUAGUUAGUUGCUACCGGAAGUGUUGUUGAGGUUUGAGCUUUUGAGAGCAAACCUCCCUUCGAAACAAGUGAGUUUUGGUUUAACUGCAGCCCUCCAAGUGCCAACUUACACAAAUGGUAAAGCGCAUAGAAGACAGUUUAAAACAGUUAUAGGAAUCGUUUGUAUCGGUGACUUUAGGGGAAGACAUCCCUCAAACGCGUGGCGUUUGAAAAACCUUAGGAAUAAGCUGGACAUGUUCCACUGCACAAUUUUGAGUGCAGUUUAGUGUGUUUGAACGUGUGUUACUUAACGUGUAGUUGUCCAGUGCCAGUUACAGUGUUACCAGUGGUGUUACUUACAAUAAGCUGUGUGGGAGCAAACUAAGGAAAAAGCAAAUUUGAUUUGUUCUUCGAUGAUGCAACCGGGUCCAAUGGCGGCGGCGAACGUGUGAAAAAACAACCUUCUACAUCAAUUAGUACUGCUGCUGCUGAUUGAGAAAGUGUGGCAAAAUCCCUCAGAACCGUGCCAACAGGUGUUUGCACUAUUUCGAGUGUUUAUAGCGGAAUUAAGGCCAAAGCCCUAAAGUGUGCUCGCUGACAAACGUUAUCGAAAUCAAAUAUUGGCAGCUAAAUACACGGCCGAAGAUAAAAAAUUUGAUCAGAAAAGGAGCUUUGGAGUUGUUCGGUGAAGUCAGUUGUAUGGUGUUGCAUUUAAGUAUAUGCUGACGGAAUAUUCUAGAAAGAUGAGCUCCACCAAGUGUUUUUUUUGCUGAAUAUUGUUACUAGCUGAGAAUAAAAAAACUUAAUUAUCCUGAGAUGGGACCAGUGUCAAAAUAAUCUCAACUCAGUAAAUUACUGAAUUUUUAAUCAAAUCGUAGAAGUUUGAAUAGUGAUUGAACCGGAAGGAGCAACAAAAGCGACACAAUGGGAAUGACCAAGCAGCAGCAGAAUCUGGAGCAGAAAUCGUCGAGUGCAAUCUCCAGAAACCCAAUGAUGGGCAUCAAGCAGCAGCCCCACAAGUCGGACAACCGAAGUCAAUCGCAACACCAGCAGCAGAAAUCUCAAUCUCAGAAGCAUACCGUGCACUGGUUCCGGAAGGGUUUGCGGUUACAUGAUAAUCCUGCCCUCCGAGAGGGGCUACGGGAUGCUGUGACUUUCCGAUGCGUGUUCGUAAUCGACCCGUGGUUUGCCGGAAGUUCCAACGUCGGCAUCAACAAGUGGAGGUUUCUGCUACAAUGUUUGGAAGAUUUGGACCGGAAUCUGCGGAAGUUGAACUCCCGGUUGUUUGUGAUCCGGGGUCAACCGGCGGAUGCUUUGCCGAAGCUGUUCAAGGAAUGGGGCACCACCUGUUUGACGUUCGAGGAAGAUCCGGAACCGUUUGGGAAGGUGCGGGAUCAUAAUAUUUCGGAAAUGUGCAAGGAACUGGAUAUCGAAGUCAUUUCGGCGGUUUCUCAUACCCUGUAUAAAUUGGAAAGGAUCAUCGAAAAGAAUGGCGAAAGAGCUCCCCUGACCUAUCAUCAGUUUCAGGCGAUAAUCUCAUCGAUGGACGCGCCACCUCAGCCGGAACCGGCCAUAACCUUGGAAACAAUCGGGAACGCAUCGACACCGAUGUGCGACGAUCAUGACGACAAGUACGGAGUGCCGACGCUGGAAGAAUUGGGCUUCGAAACGGAAGCCCUCAAACCUCCGGUUUGGGUCGGAGGAGAAACGGAAGCACUGGCCCGACUUGAACGGCACCUGGAACGGAAGGCCUGGGUAGCGUCCUUCGGAAGACCAAAAAUGACGCCCCAAUCGUUGCUCGCCAGCCAAACAGGACUUUCUCCUUACCUUAGGUUUGGGUGCCUCAGUACUCGCCUAUUCUACUAUCAGCUGACGGAUCUCUACAAGAAAAUCAAAAAGGCUUAUCCUCCACUCUCACUUCAUGGCCAACUUUUGUGGCGCGAAUUUUUCUACUGUGCCGCCACCAGUAAUCCCAACUUCGACAAGAUGGCUGGCAACCCUAUAUGUGUGCAGAUUCCCUGGGACCGGAAUGCGGAAGCCCUUGCCAAGUGGGCCAGCGGCCAGACUGGGUUCCCCUGGAUCGAUUCCAUCAUGACGCAGCUGCGGGAGGAGGGUUGGAUUCAUCACCUGGCCCGGCACGCGGUAGCAUGUUUCCUGACACGUGGCGACCUGUGGAUCUCCUGGGAGGAGGGUAUGAAGGUGUUCGAGGAGCUGCUGCUGGAUGCGGACUGGUCCGUCAAUGCCGGCAUGUGGAUGUGGCUGUCGUGUUCGUCAUUCUUUCAGCAGUUUUUUCACUGCUACUGUCCGGUGAAGUUUGGACGCAAGGCUGACCCGAACGGGGACUACAUUCGGCGGUACCUGCCGGUGCUGAAGAACUUCCCAACGCGCUUCAUUCACGAGCCAUGGAACGCACCGGAAAGUGUCCAGAGAACCGCCAAAUGCAUCAUCGGAAAGGACUACCCACUGCCGAUGGUAAACCAUGCGAUCGCAAGUCGUGCCAACAUGGAGCGCAUCAAGCAGGUUUACCAGCAGCUAGCGAAGUUCCGGAACCCGGCCAGCUAUUACGAGAACGAUGGCCACGACAAGGGCGGCUCGGCCAUUGCCGGAGUGAUGACCGCAGCCAAGGUGCAGCACAUGAACGCCAGCAGCCUGAACGAUAGCCCCAGUCCGACGACCAUCAUGACCAACGUCAACAGUUCCGGUCACUACAUGUGCCGGAGCAAUCCGUCAGCACAAAGUGAUCCGAAUCCACCAAAGAUUAUAACGUAUCAUCCCUCGAUGGGUGAUGAUCAACAACAGCAACAGCAACAACAAACACAAAUCUCGCACCACCAACAACAGCGACAGCAACUUCUUCUUAAGCACCAGCAACAGCAACAGCAUCACCAGCACCAGCAGCAAGAGCUUCAACGUCAACAGCUAAAUUCCACAAGUCGACCCGUUGUAACCGAUCAGUAUAACAAUAUUCUCUCGCAACCGGUUUCCACCUACGUAUCGAUCAAACCGGAAAGCCCCGGAAUGAUUGUGAACAACAAUGACAUCAUGAAUGCACACUUCAGCACCCUCCAGGAGCAGAUGAACAGCAGUAUGAUAUCGCUGGGGGCAUCGACGAAAGUCGAGAACAACUCCUUCGAGUACGAGCGAAACCAGGAGAAUUUGUACAACAGUCAGUUCAAGGUGGAAUACACGGACAACUUCAACUCGGGCUACGGCAUGCGAAACGCUGCCUUCUACAGCCGCGAGCGAGACGAAGAACAGACGCAGCAACAAUUUCACAGUGUCAGCGAGUCACAGAACAAUAGCAAACCAAUGAACCGAGCACAGUACGAAAUGGUCUAUCAGACGGAACACAGCGAGCACCCUCAGAAAGGUGGCGACGAACGUUACUGCUCGUCAGAACGCAGACUACAAUCGUGCGAGGACGGUGGUCGACAACAACAGCAACAGCAACAAAGGAUCUGUAUAACCAACAGAGGCCAAGAGCAGCAGCAUUUCUCGGACCAACAGCAACAUGCGAUGCAACAGUCACCAAUGGCGGAGGAGAAGCUGAACUCGCCGGAUUAGAUUUAUUGAUUGAUUCUUGCAGUUAAAGGAAUGUUCAUUGGCUUGUGAUUUGCAUUUUAUGAAAAAAUGAAAUAUUGUUGUAGUUGUAGACGUAUUCCAGAAAAUACAGCAUUAUUUUCCUAUUGUA
Molecule: messenger RNA, 4428 nt
Organism: Uranotaenia lowii
Lineage: Eukaryota; Metazoa; Arthropoda; Insecta; Diptera; Culicidae
Product: cryptochrome-1-like
Exons: 6
Coding region: 1662-4301 (879 amino acids)
Biological process (GO): entrainment of circadian clock by photoperiod; circadian regulation of gene expression; negative regulation of DNA-templated transcription
Cellular component (GO): nucleus; cytoplasm
Molecular function (GO): FAD binding; DNA binding
Source: RefSeq, a predicted model, not a curated record